Hemiscyllium ocellatum (epaulette shark) is the source of this 2501-nucleotide messenger RNA. RefSeq names its product mitochondrial fission factor a (gene mffa). NCBI's taxonomy places the organism in Eukaryota, Metazoa, Chordata, Chondrichthyes, Orectolobiformes, Hemiscylliidae. Gene Ontology annotation, biological process: positive regulation of mitochondrial fission. The record is from RefSeq and is a predicted model, not a curated record. Gene Ontology annotation, cellular component: peroxisome; mitochondrial outer membrane. The transcript has 8 exons. Bases 277 to 1194 code for a protein of 305 amino acids.
GUGCGCGUGCGCGGUGUCGCCGACAGCCUGAGGUGAUCGGGGUCUUCUCUCUCACGACGUCCUACUCGGUUGGAAGAAGUAGGCACCUGGAUGUUACUGUAUUCGUAAUGUCUCCCGCGCUGUGAUACGAAGUCCGGACGAUUUUUGAUUUGGACAGGAAGGGGGAAAAAAAUCGUAACUUUCGCUAUCAAUUCAGAAGCUGCGGCCUGGAAUCGAGUCAGAGCCCUGGCCUGUUUUUCCAGGCAGUGAAGCCGCCGCAGGCCCGAGCGGAGUAUCAUGAAUGUAGCAGCGUUUCCUUCCCCUGCUGCUGAUAUGGCUGAAAUUAACCGCAUCCAGUAUGAGAUGGAUUACACUGAAGGCAUUAGCCAGCGAAUGAGAGUACCCGAGAAGCUACAGGUUGCACCAGAAGAUGGUGAAGACAGGUGGGCAAAAGGCGAUUGUCAGAACAACACAGUUGUGAUGGAGGUGCCAGAAAGGAUUUUUAUAGCAGGUGACAAUAACAAUACUAGACCAAGGGAUCUUGAUCUUAUGACAUCAACCCCUACAGAACCUUUGGCAUUGAAAACCCCUCCUCGUGUGCUCACUUUAAGUGAACAACCUUUAGAUUUCUUGGAUCUUGAGCGACCUGUUGCUUCAACACAACAAAGUGAUGAGUUUCGUUCACACAGUCGUGUGCGGAGGGAGCGUUCAAUGAGUGAAAAUGCUACCCGACAGAAUGGGCAGCUUGUAAGAACAGACUCUAUAGUGACACCAACUCCCCAACCUCAGCUUGAACCUCGUCUUUAUCCUCCACUCAUCUCCUCUGAAGAUGGACCAAACGUAUACUCUCCACAUGGCAUUUUGUCAAUAAUCCACUCCACCACCCGUAGGGCCUACCAGCAACUCAUGGACAUGCUAGAUGAAAAUCGCAGAAGAGCAGUACUUCAUGGUGGGUCAACUUGUUCUACGUCAUCGAACCCUCAGCUUGAUUGUUCCAGGUAUAGCAUUUCAAAUUGCGAUUCUGCAGUGGAAGGAACGCCAGAUGACAUGGCAGUAGUGGAUUCCGUUUCCUUACGAAGACAGAUAAUUAAGCUCAACCGUAGACUCCAGCUCCUGGAGGAAGAAAACAGAGAGCGCACCCGACGAGAAAUCAUCAUUUACUCAAUAACAGUAGGGUUCUGGUUGAUCAAUAGCUGGCUUUGGCUUCGGCGCUGAAUAGGCAUUGUAUGAAUUCUUCAUGUGCUAACCGAACAACAGGUCUUUUCAAAAACAGCUGGUGACAUAAGGGCCAGGGAUAUUUUUAUUGCUUCUCCUGCACCUUGCAGAUUUCCUUGAGGUCCUUACACAGAUUGCUCACUCCAUACAAAACAGGAAAAGGAAAUCAUGGGGAGAAAGGAAUAUUUUGUUGCUUCAAUUUAAAAUAUUUAUUGCAUCACUUCAUAAGACAUCAGUUGACUCAUUUUGCAUGCCCGUGAUUAGGAGAUAUGUAGUUUUCAGAACUUUAAAAUAUGUCAUUGAAUCUAAUGUGCAUGUGACUGUGUAGGACCAGUACAGAAGAUGUCAUGGAACUGAACAGCGAAUAAAGCUAACAAGCAGCUUCUUUGAAUUUAUGACUUGCUGGAUCAGGGGGACUACAUAUAAAAGAUUUUGCAAGAGUUAUAUUUGAAGUGAUGUACAUAUAUAUGGUGUUUGUAUUCCAUUGUCCCAUGAAGAUGAAUUUCUAGUUAAAGGGGCCUAUAUUUUGUUUUUGCACUGAUUUUGAAAGGAAUACUUUGGAGUAUGAGAAUAAACCUUUAUAUUUUUAUGUGUGCAUCAAAAACAUAUCCUGUUUCAUUGACUUUUAUUUUUAAUUUUCAUGUGAACCUGCACUCUGAUGCAGACUGAUAUGUACUUAGCUGUGCAUUGAAAUGUCAGUAUGUUAUGUUUUGGCUCCUGGCAUUUUUGUGCAGUAAUGAAAGCAAUUUAGAACCAGGGUUGUAGGUGGUUGGGGGAGUUUGGUGGUGAUCAAGUCAAUCCAAUUCAUUUAACCAUCCAUCCUCUGAACCUGUGAAUAUUUCUAUUCUGUUAAUACUGUUCUGCAGUAAAAUUUCCAAAAAAGUUGUUUUGUAAAUGUGUGUGGAGGGACUGGAUGUUUAGGGGAGGGGGAAAAUGUUUUCCAUGAAUGCUGGAAGAAUAAGUGUCAUUGUGUCACCUUAACUUAAUGUAUUCUGUUGACGUUUGGAUCAGACAAAUGUUUACAGUGUGACAGUUUCAAUGAGAUAUCUUUUAGUAUAUUACCUACUUUGUACUUGACCUGCAUAUGCACAAAUUUAAAAUUUGACCUUGUUAAAAGACAUUUAUUACAGAAGCAUCAAUGCAAACAUAGCCCAGAUGGAAAUGUAUUUCUGGGUUUACAGUGUGCAAAUGUUUUAACUGUGGCAAACUUUUUUUUUUCUAAUGACCUUUUAUGUAAGCAAGCUUGCACAAGAUUGAAACUGCAUAUGUAAAUAUAGUUGACUAUAUACAAGGUGGCAAUAAAUAAA